Molecule: messenger RNA, 2746 nt
Organism: Symbiodinium necroappetens
Lineage: Eukaryota; Dinophyceae; Suessiales; Symbiodiniaceae
Source: the annotation of a GenBank genome assembly
AUGCUCUUGGCCUUUUCCCUGGCCAGCGAUGGCGCCAAGAGCCUGGGAGCCGCCCGAAGCCCAGCGCGGACCUCUCGGGGCGGAAGGAGACCGGCGAAGCCGGGGUUCUACAACCUGAAUGAGUAUCUCUUUGGUGUGUACCCGAUCCUGCUUGCACUGCGGGCGGGGAAGCGAACCUUCAAGACCCUCUGGAUCCAACAGAGGAGGGGCCCGGUGACUGUGGAGAGGAAGGAUGACGAGGCGCGCCAGGAAAUUGAGGAGCGCAGCAAGUCGCUGGGAGUGCAGCUGUUCCGGUGCUUCAAACGAGAUGUGCUGGAUGAACACAGUGGAGGUCGCCCUCAUCAAGGACUGGUACUGAAGUGCACGAAGCCCUCUGUCAAGACGGUGGAGGAGCUGCCAAGACCUUCGAAGGGGGCUUUGUGGUUGGCCCUCGAGGGCGUUACUGACCCUAUGAACCUCGGUUCGCUUCUGCGCUCGGCAGCCUUCUUCGGCGUAGAAGGCGUGAUCUGUGAGAAUGGAUGUGCCCGUUAUUCACCCGUGGCGGCCAAAGCAUCUGCCGGAGCGGGUGAGACGAUGGAGAUCUUCCACUCGAGGGAUCUAGAGACUCUUCUUCCAAGGGCCCAGCGGCAGGGCUGGCUGGUAGUCGGCGCGGCCUUGCCGGUGGAAUCGGCAGAGCCGGAGUUGCCCAGGAGAGAGCCUCCCUACAGUUCCUUGGAAGAGCUGCAGACCCAGCUGGACCAGGGCGUGUUGCUCCUGCUCGGCCCAGAAGGCCCCGGCCUUCGCACUGAGGUGCGGCGUGGCUGUGACCGGCUCGUUGGCAUCUCACGUGCGGGAGAGAACUUGGACGGCCUGGACUCACUGAAUGUGGGCGUGGCAGCAGGCAUUGCCUUGCAUGCGCUGCGCACGGCGCUGGGUCCGCCACGGCCACGCGCCCAGCUCCGCGCCGCCACCCCGGCCGCCGCGGCCUCCACCACGGCCUCCGCCACGGCCUCCGCCGCGGCCAAGCGGCAGCGUGUGGGCGAGGCCAAGGACAAAUCAAAAAGAUGGCAGGACGAGGAGUGGGAUGGAUGGGAUGGAGAAGCGUGGGAAGAAGCCGAAGAUUGGCAGGAGGAAGACUGGGAAGAUGAGGACUGGGAAGACGAGGACUGGGAAGACGCCGACAGCAGCUGGCAGCAGGGCCAAAGCUCUUCAAGCAGGGCGCAGCGUUUUUCCUCGCGGCCGAGUCCGGCACCGGCACCGAAACCCGCAGUCCCGAAGGCUGCGCAGGUUUUCGGAUGUUGCAAGUUGCAUAGUUUUGUGCUGAUGUGCGAGCGGAUCGGAAGCGCUUCAGUUCACUUGCGCAUGGCUGAAGCCCCACCAGUGCCAUGUCCACCGGUUCUCGGACUUGCGCCUGAUGCGCUUCCAAAGGACAUCCAGAGCUUCGGCUGGACCCCUCUGGAAGACUUGAGCGGAGACUGCAACGGCAUCGACCUUGCCCUGCUGCUGGCACGCAACUCGAGCUGCAAAGCCGGAAGCAUGGGGUGUGCCAUUGCCGACCAGUCCGGCAUGAUCAUUGCAGGCCACGUGAACGGCCCAGUGUGGGAACCGAAUGCCAAGCGCCCGGCCUCGGACCUCCACGCGGAGGUGAACGCCAUCGGCCGCUGCGCGCGGCUGGGGCGGUCCACGGAAGGCUCCUCGGUUUACAUCACGAUGCCACCGUGCAAGCGAUGCUUUAUGGCCCUGGUGGCUGCCGGCGUGCGGCGGAUCGUCACGCGAAAGGAGUUCCUGACCCAGGAUUCCAAGGACAUUCAAAGUGCAGCCCGCCGUCUCGACAUUACCGUGAGGGUCGUGGCGGACACUGCGGCGCGGAGAGAGCGCCUCGACAAGCUCUGCGAGCCGAUUAUGCGGCCAUUCAAGCGAAAGCGCGAUGAAGACGCCGAUGCGCAGAGCGAAGCAGAAACAAAGCUUAGGGCGCCGCCGCGCUCUGCGAAGAAGCUGCAGGCCAGGCUUCCGGAGGAGCUGGGAUUCAGCGUUGGUUCCGGCGUCCGAAACAAGGGAUGGGAGAUCGGAGAGAUGGAGGACGGGGUGCGGCCAGCAGAUGAUGGUGAGCCGGAUGUCUUCUUCUCACACUCCUACAGCGACAACUGUCGGCGCGUGGACAUGGGGCUCUUCGAGUGCAACUGCCCAAACAGUCUCAGCUGCUGCUCGCAUUUGUAUGCUGCCUGUGUGGCCCUUCCACAGUACCGGCAUCGUGCCGCCUUUUUGUGGGCACUGCGGCAGGACCUCGGUGCUGCGGCUGGCAGCGAGGAGAAUCCCAGCACGCGAAGUUGGUCCAGCCGAGCACCGAGGGGUGGCUUCGAAGGCUGCCGGCGACGGGUGAAGGCUGCUUUGCUUCGGCACCUCCCCCUGGAGGACGUCGCAGAUGCGGCAGUGGAUGCUGCAGUGGGGAUGUGGGUGCGGGUUGAAUGGCUGCGGCAAGGCCGCUUGCCAAAGCUCGGCGCCUACUGGGCCGAUGCUGUGGAGCGGAGCCUGGGAGAUGCUGUCGCCUCCACCGACGUCGAGCUGGGCGCGGCAGCACAGGACCGGAUCAGGAAUCUGCUUGGGAAGCUUCGCAUGAAGCAAGCUGAACUAGCACCGCUGCUCUUGGCCCUAGCACAGGGCCAUCUCCAGGAGUCUGAGAGGCCCUCGCAGCGGUGGGAAGGUCUGUGCCGACACUUCUGGGCGCAGGUCGCGGCGGCCGAGGCUGCUGACCGCAAAGAGGGCCAAG